This is a messenger RNA of Passer domesticus (house sparrow), 4658 nucleotides long. It is a transcript of the gene SYNGR3, whose product is annotated as synaptogyrin 3. The record is from RefSeq and is a predicted model, not a curated record. NCBI's taxonomy places the organism in Eukaryota, Metazoa, Chordata, Aves, Passeriformes, Passeridae. Gene Ontology annotation, cellular component: synaptic vesicle membrane; neuromuscular junction. The transcript is spliced from 4 exons. The coding region runs from base 54 to 749 and encodes 231 amino acids.
CGGGCCGGCGCGGUGCGCGCGGCGGGGCUCGGCUGGGCGCGGAGCGGGGGAAGAUGGAAGGAGCGUCCUUCGGAGCGGGCCGGGCGGGGGGGGCCAUCGACCCCGUGGAUUUCCUCAAGCAGCCGCAGACCCUGCUCCGGGUCACCACCUGGAUCUUCUCCAUCGUGGUGUUCGGCUCCAUCGUCAACGAGUGCUACGUGAACAAGGACAGCCACGACCCCGAGCUGCUCUGCAUCUUCAACGAGAAUGAGAGUGCCUGCAGCUACGGCAUCGCCGUGGGCCUCAUCGCCUUCUUCGGCUGCAUCUUCUUCUUCGUGGUGGACCUGUACUUCCAGCAGAUCAGCAGCGUCAAGGACCGCAAACGCGCCGUGCUGCUGGACCUGGGCUUCUCAGGUUUCCUGGCCUUCCUGUGGUUUGUGGCCUUCUGCUUCCUGGCAAACCAGUGGCAGAGGACGACGCUGACCCGCGGCUUCUCGCAGGGCGCCGACGCGGCGCGGGCAGCCAUCACCUUCUCCUUCUUCUCCAUCAUCAUCUGGGUGGUGCUGGCGCUGCGGGCGCUGCAGCGGUACCGCCUGGGCACGGACAUGUCCCUGUUCGCCACCGAGCAGUUCGGCACCGACCCCAGCGCGCCCUACCCCGGCUACCCCGGCGGCAGCAGCGGCGUGGAGAGCACGGAGACCUACCAGAGCCCCCCGUUCACCGAGACCUUAGAGCCCAACCCCAAAGGUUACCAAGUGCCAGCGUACUGAGGGGCUGCGGCGGUGCCACCCCCGCCCUGUCCCCGCUGUCUCCAGCCCCGACCCCUCAGUCAGUGCCGGGUCCCUUUAUUAGCUCGUUGUGCAGUGAAUUCUGUACAGUGGUAUUGGUUCUUGUCUUACCUGUCCCCGGGUUUCUAAAAGCAGUGUUCCCUCUAAGCCAGCAGGAAGGAAGGUUGGUGCCGCAUCACCUACAGGUGGGGAGGAGGAGGAGGAGGAGGAGGAGGAGGAGGAGGAGGAGAUGCCCCCUCCGAGCUCUGCUGGGAGAGCCCAGGACGCCUUUUCCUCCUGGCAAACAGCAGCUGAGGAGUUCUUAUCUCGUUCUUCCAGAGCUAACACAGAAUCCAUCGAGGGUGGGUGGGCAGUGGGGAGAGCUGGCCCUGGCUGCUCCCGCUGCAGGUUCCAGGAAAGUGCCAAAUUCACAGGGAAAUCAGUGGGGUCUGUGUUGUUUUCCUUUGUAUAUACUUGCUGUACAAAACAAACAUCCAAACAGGUGUUUCCAAACUUGGUUUAGAGGCUCAGGGAGCACAGCAGGCCGGGGCUGGGGUCAGUAUCCAGAGUGUUUCUAUGCUUCAGCAGGUUCUGGUUGAGGAUUUAAAAAGUUGCUGUUUGAAAUGGAAACCAGCAGGAGCUGGUUGCUAACUGGGAAUAGCCUGAGAUCAGUGGGGAUGUGUCACUUUGUGGUUCUGUUUCCUCGUGGGGAGUGGGAAAUGUGUAAAUUCCUAAGGAAUUUUUGGCUGGCAGCGCUGACACGUCCUCACCCUGGGCAGGUGAGGGCCGAGGUGAGGGCUCAGACUCGACAUCCAAGGCCAUUAGGAGCAAUACUGCACUUGUGUUUUUAUCCUGGGAGCAGCCUCCAUCUGUCAGCUGCAGCAGAACCCGGGGGGGACACGUGUGUCACCCUGCAGCCUCCAGGAACGAGGGAUUCAGGCAGGGAGCUGGAAAGGUCCACAGGCCACCGGAGUGUGGGGUCACACCCGAGUUGGGAGCUGGUGUGGGAAGAGUCAGUGAAAAGCACCCGGGAAGGAGGCUCAGGCUGGGGCUCAGCUGCACAGAACAGAGGAAAGGACAGAAUGUAAAACCCAGCAGGUCCCUGCCAGCCUGCCAGCCUUCCCUGCCCGGGUGGCAGCUGGUCCAGGCUGUGGCACCGAGGGUGGCACUGAGGGCUGAGCAGAAACUGGAGUCCCAGCCCUGGGUGGCAGCUCCAUCCCUGGAGGCUCCACUGCCUUGUGGCCCCGUGAGGAGCAAUAGCCACCACCUGUCCCCUCCCUGUCACAGGUCCUGGUCGCCCUGGCCACAGCUCAUCCUGCUGCAGAUCAGUGUGCUAAUUAACGAGCAGCAGAGAAAUGCACUAAUUAAGCAGCCAAUAUCCCGAGGUCACUGCCAGAGCGUUCCUUGCCUUGGCUCCAGGUCCUGGCUGUGCCCAGCCCCUCACAGGGGCCUGACCACGGCCCAGUGCAGGGUCAGCCUCAAGGGAUUCCGGGAUCUUGGUGGUUUUGUGGAGUCGGUUUUGCUGGGAAAGAAAAAAAAAACCCCGAGGAUUUUAAUACAGGGUAGGGUGGAACUGUAGCAAUAUUUUCCUUAGAGGGAACACUGAAACUUUAGCAGCACAAACAGUACUUGUGUUAAUAUUUUAGCGAAAUUAUAAUCAAUUUAAAUGUUUAAAUUGAUUGUACGUGAGAUAAUGUUCGUUGGGUACAGUGUAUUUUUUCUAACUAUAAUAUAACUGUUCCAGAGUUUCCGUGUAACCGUGAAGAGCUAAAGCUGUGUCUGCCUGCGGGACACGUCCUGCCCCGCGUGCCCCCGCUCAAUAUUACACGCUCUGAAUGUCCCCCCAGGCCUGCAUUGCCUUUCUUUGCCCCCACACGCACAUCCCACCACGCCCUGACCUUGGGGCAGCAGCAGGGACACAGGGACGACCCCAGCACAGCUCCUGGUGCUUCCCAGUUUCCUUUUCCUUGCUGCUGUGCUGGGCAGGGAGCAGGAGCAGGGCUGGGUGCCCCAGGGGCUCCCUGGCAGCACAGGAGAUGCUCCUUGGUGAAGGCAGAGCUGGGAAUAAUUAACCUGUCCAGCCUCAUCACUCAGCAGCGCCUGGAGGGAGGCGAGCCCUGAUCCUCUGCAGGCAAAGUGCCCGUGCCAGGCAGGGCAGGGGUGGCACCUGCUGGGGUGGCACCGGGACAGGCUGGAGCCACGGCUGGAGUUUUUCCAGGGAAUAGCACUGGGCUCUGUCCCAUGUGGCCGUGCCAAGGCCGUGUCACCAGGCAGGACGGGACAGCCCCAAGCUGCCUGGCCGUGCUGAGAGCCUUCACCCACCUCAGCCUUGCUCUCACAGCCCCAUCUGGGGCAUCUGUCACACCCCAUGGGGGGACACCCGUGCUGGAAUCCUGCCCCACGCCCUUUGGGAGCCCCCCCAGUGUCCCCACGGUGUCAGGUGUCACUGGCACCCUGCGGUGGCCGUGGCAGCCCCUCGGUGUGCCCCUGAGCAGAGCAGGGUGUGCAGGGGGGGCUGUCACCAAACACACCCCAAGGGGACAGGGCUGGAGAACCAGAGCUGCAGGAACCCCGGGCUGCUGGGGGUUCAGGGAUUUGGAACAUCAGUUUUCCUCUUUUCUCCUCUUUUUCUCCCAGCUGUGCUGCAGCAGCACUCACCCCCUGGUAACCACCCAGCCACAUCCUAGAGGAUGCCAGGGCUGGGCCAGAAUUGUCCCAAAGGCAGGCCAGGACUGUCCUGAGCGUGCCAGGGCUCUGCCAUGCUCACAAGCUGUUUGCAGCCCUCUGUUCUCCCCACAGCUCAGCAGCACCUCGAGCUCACAGGGGGCUCAGCUGUGCUCAGUCCUGCCCAAAGGCUUCUGCACAGGGUUAGCACUAAAUUUGGGUGUGAAGAGUGGAAUUCCAGCAUUCUGCCUUUCCGGGAGCUGCAUUCUGCCCCACCCAUCCCCUUGCUCCAGGAGCCUCUGUCACACCACCACUGCUCUCAGCACUGAGGUGACCACAUCAUGCACUUCAAGCAUAUUUAAAGAUUUGGAAUUUUUGCCAACAUUUCAAGCUGUUCCUAGCAAAGGUGGAAGCUUUGCUUAAGUGAUGUUCAGUAAAAAACAUUCUCCCCCUGCAGUGCCUGCUGUGCCAGGGGCUGGAGCAGACCCUGAGAGCAAACCCCUCCCUUUAGAGGACAUUUGGGAUCUCCUGUGCCUGGACACUGGGCUGAGAUUCCCAUCAUUUCAUGCCACAAGGAGUGGCACUGCUGUCCUGCUGCCCAUCAGUCCCUCAGUGCUGCCCUGCACCUUCCCUCCCGUGCCAGCCCGAGGCACAGGGCUGCCUCUGCCCUCUGCUCCUGGGGAAAUGCCAUCAUUGCCCCAUGCAGAAUUCUCUCAGUGUUAAUAAUAAUAAUAACAAACACACUGCUGUGGUUCAGACCCCUCCCAGCCCGUGCUGGCCCCAAGCAGUGGCUCUGGCUCCCUCUGGUCCCAUCCCCAGUUGCAUUUUGCCCCCGUGUGUGUCACAAGCCCUCUCCCCCUCAGUGAGGCUCAGGCCCAGCCCUCACUGCCUCAACUUGAAGCCCCAGCUCAGCUGCCUGGAUUUUGUUGCAAUACACAUUCAAACCUCAGCUCCUCUCAGAGUUUUAAUCUCCAACAGCUCCCACUGAGGGCUGGGGAGUUCAGUUUCUUUGCCAAUACCUCUGUCCGAGCAGACGCUUCCAGGAGUUGCAGUUGUCACUAACCUCUGUGCAGUGUAGUAUAAAGUGGACUGUGUAUGGAAAUAAGUUUAAAAUGUUUACAAUUUUGUAUAUAUUAUAUAUAUAAAAAUAUCUUUUGAGAGAACAAUCUGUGAUUCUGUAUUUUCGGUGUCUGUGUAACCAACUGCAACUUAUUUUCAAUAAAGAGCUAAAAAUGAAUAGAAAAAACC